AAUACCGGUCGUGUAAAAUUGGCUGACCAGCAGAUUCAAUUCAAGAACACAAAAACCGGUAAAUUACAAAAUAUUCCAUCGUCGGAUAUUGAUACGAUUGCAUGGAUGCGACUUGCAAAUAAACCUGGACUAAAGUUUUCGUUAUCGAAUGGAACCAGUUUACGUUUUGGAGGUUUUCACGAUAAGGAUUUCGAGAAGAUCAAAGCGUUCGCGAGUAAGAAUUGGAAUAAAGAAGUGAGUCAACUGGAACAGAGUCUAAAGGGAUGGAAUUAUGGCAAAGCUGAAGUGAAAGGUCAAGUACUGGAAUUCGAUGUGGACGAUAAGCCGUGUUUCGAGAUACCGUUGAGUAAUGUGAGCAAUUGUACGUCUGGCAAAAGCGAGGCAGUGUUGGAAUUUCACCAGAAUGACGAUUGUGCGGUUUCGUUGAUGGAGAUGCGAUUCCAUAUACCUACCGAUCCGGAUGCUGAUGAGGACGUCGAUCCGGUUGAGGUGAGACACUGA
Molecule: messenger RNA, 501 nt
Organism: Anisakis simplex (herring worm)
Lineage: Eukaryota; Metazoa; Nematoda; Chromadorea; Rhabditida; Anisakidae
Source: the annotation of a GenBank genome assembly